Molecule: messenger RNA, 1293 nt
Organism: Penicillium canescens
Lineage: Eukaryota; Fungi; Ascomycota; Eurotiomycetes; Eurotiales; Aspergillaceae
Product: glycoside hydrolase family 64 protein
Exons: 1
Coding region: 1-1293 (430 amino acids)
Source: RefSeq, a predicted model, not a curated record
AUGGCCACCUUGAACUUCGCUUUGAAGAACAAUACCAGCUCGAACACCGUCUACGCCUAUAUCACAGGCCGGGCAAUCGAUAAUGGCAACGCGCUAUUCCUCUUGCGCUCCGACGGCAGAACUGCCUACUAUCCAACCUCGCCAUCAGCCACCUUGACAAGUCUCAGCUGGGAUUGUGCAAUCCCAAUGGGUGUAUCGGGCAGCACGACCAAUAUCACGAUCCCACACCUCGCUGGCGCGCGAUUGUGGUUUGUCCGCGACAAUAAAUUGACCUUUUACCUGAACCCCGGCCCUGCAUUGGUCGAGCCUUCAGUCUCAAAUCAAUCAGACGCCAAUUACAACCUUGACUGGGCGUUCUGCGAGUUCACAUGGAACAGCGCCCAGCUGUAUGCCAACCUCAGCUACGUCGACUUCGUGUCGAUGCCUAUCGCCAUGAGCCUGACCAAUACAUCCGGCGCCACGCAGACCGUCCACGGUCUGCCAGCCAACGGUCUUGACCUUGUUUGUAAUGCUCUCAAGGCACAGAACAACACCGACGGAGCUGGCUGGAACCAGCUCGUCAUCCAGAAAGAUGGCCGCAACCUGCGCGCCUUGUCCCCGAACACGGGAAGAACCCUGAACAACUCCUUGUUCAACAACUAUUAUGACAACUACGUGAACCAGGUCUGGAACAAGUACACCAAUGAUACCCUGACAGUCAACACGCAGGCUGCUGCCGGUGAUGUUACCGCCAAGGUGUCGAAUGGUGUAAUGUACUUUUCGGUCUCGGGCAUCUCCUACACCAAGCCGUCAUCUGGUGAUAUCUUCAGCAACAGCUCUGGCGCCUUUGCUGUUUCUGGAAAUGGUACCAAGGAUGCUAUUACCGCUCGUCUUGCUGCUGCAUUCAAUCGUUCCACUCUACUGUUGAACGGUGCCCAGCCGAACGGGCAAAAUGUCAACAACUAUUACCAGAAUUCCGUUACGAAUCACUAUUCUCGCAUUUGUCAUGCUGUCAGCACCGAUACUCGAGGAUAUGCAUUCCCUUAUGAUGAUGUUGCGCCGAAUGGUGGUGCUGAUCAGUCUGGUAGUGUUUAUGAUGGUAGCCCGAGAUUGUUGACUGUUACUAUUGGUGGUGGUUCCAGUAAUUCUGUCAAGCAGUCUGCUGUCGAAGAAGCUGUUGCGCCAGUUCAAGAGACGAAGGAGCCAAGCCCUGGUACUGUUGCUGGUGCUGGGAAUGGAAACGCCAAACCGAGCCGAUUCCAUGAACUGAGGAAGAUUGUGGGAAAGUUGUCGCGCAGAAAGAGUAAUCCUUGA